CUUGCCAAUCCUGAACAUAUUACAAUGGGCUGGGUAGUUUAUUUACUUGAAUAUGUUUUUUGCUGAACAUUGAAUUUUGAAAAAAAAAUGAUUUAAAAGUGAUGUGUUUAAAGAAAAUAAUUAUAAAUUAAACUUGAAUUAAAAUAAAACUGCUGUUUUUAUGAUUGUAAAAUAAAAAUUAGUUUCAACCAAAAAGUGCAUCAUAAUUAUAAUCAAGGAACAAUGCUCAGUAGUUGGACUAAACAUACACUUCACUGCUGCCUUUUAAUAACAGUAAUUUUAGUAUUUGAAUACGUAUCAGGAGGAUUAAGAUGGAAUGCUACUGAAAAAGAUGAAUUAAAUCCAUGGAUUGAAUAUGGAUAUUUUGGAGCGGCAACACUUUAUUUCCUUCGAAUAUUAACAUUUCUUUCGCUUCCACAAGUACUUUUUAAUUUUAUCGGUCUUUCCAUUUAUAAUGCUUUUCCCGAUAAAGUUGAACUUAAAGGCUCACCAUUACUUGCGCCAUUUAUAUGCAUAAGAGUUGUAACACGUGGUGAUUAUCCACAAUUAGUAAAGACAAAUGUCAAUAGAAAUAUGAAUAAAUGCAUUGAAGCGGGUCUUGAAAAUUUUCAAAUUGAAGUUGUAAGCGAUAAACCAAUUGGCUUAGUUGCACAUAGAAGAAUUCGUGAAAUAGUUGUGCCUUUAAAUUAUUGUACUUCAAGUGGAGCACUUUUUAAGGCACGCGCAUUACAAUAUUGUUUGGAAAAUAAUGUCAAUGAAUUAGCUGAAAAUGAUUGGAUUGUUCAUUUAGAUGAGGAAACACUUUUGACGGAGAAUUCCAUUAGAGGAAUUCUUAAUUUUGUUUUAGAUGGAAAACAUCAAUUUGGUCAAGGUUUAAUAACAUAUGCAAAUGAAAAUGUUGUUAAUUGGAUUACAACAUUGGCAGAUAGUUUUCGUGUUGCUGACGAUAUGGGAAAAUUAAGAUUACAAUUCACUUUAUUCCAUAAACCUUUGUUCAGUAUGAAAGGAUCGUAUGUUGUUACUCAAAUGUCUGCUGAAAAGCAAGUGUCAUUUGACAAUGGAUUAAAUGGUUCGAUAUCUGAGGAUUGUUUUUUUGCAAUGAAGGCAUUUACUCAGGGUUAUACAUUUAAUUUCAUUGAAGGUGAAAUGUGGGAAAAAUCACCAUUCACAUUAUGGGAUUUUGUUCAACAAAGAAAAAGAUGGUUACAAGGAAUAUUAUUAGUUGUUCAUUCAGAGGCAAUUCCAUUAAAAAAAAAAUUACUAUUGGGUAUCUCUUGUUAUUCAUGGGUGACAAUGCCACUAUCAACAUCAAAUCUUGUCCUCGCUGGUAUUUGUCCAAUUUCAUGUUCACCAAUAAUAGACUUUUUAUGCGCAUUCAUUGGUGCCGUUAAUAUUUAUAUGUACAUUUUUGGUGUUGUAAAAUCAUUUUCAUUGUAUCGAUUUGGCUUUGCUAGAUUUCUUCUUUGUAUUUGUGGUGCACUUUCAACAAUACCAUUUAAUCUUAUUAUUGAAAAUGUCGCCGUUAUUUGGGGUCUUAUUGGUAAAAAACAUAAAUUUUAUGUUGUCAAAAAAGAAUUUAUGGUAUGAUGUAUCAAUUUGACAUUUAAAUUCAUGUACAAAAUAUUAAGUCAUUUUUUUUUGUUUACAAAAAAAAAGGUCCAUAAAAGCUUUUUUUCUCUAUAUAUUGUAUGUUAUGUGUGUACAAAAAAAAUAAUUUUUAUUAUAAAAGCAUUUAUGGACUUUUGGGUAAUAAAACAAAAAAAUUUUCAAUUUCCCAAUUGUGUAAAAAAAAAAUUGAAUUUGCAAACGUAAGUUACAUAUUUUUAUGUAUAUGUGACUUGAAAAUGAAAAGCAAAAAAAAAAAAAAAAUUCAUUUACGCUACAAUCUACCAAAUGCAAAUUAUUGUUUUUCUUUCGUUAAGUUUUGAAAUAUCGAAACUGAUCUCAUCAUGAUGAUUAAUCAAAACGCCACUUAAAAAAAAAAUUUCGAUAUUUCUAGUCUUAGGUAGAAUUAUUUAAUUAAAACGAUUUUGUCUAAAACUCGUUCUAUUAAAAAAAAAAAAAGAAAAAUUCGAUCCGACUUUUCGUUGACAAAAAAUUGUUUUUACAUCAAGUUUUCACAAAAACUGUUAUUUCUUUCUAUUUUAAAUCUGCAUGUAAAUUAAUUUCCAAAGGGCAAAUAAAAUUAAAAUUUAUAUUUUAAAAAAUUUUCAAUUACAUUUUAAAAUAAUUUUAUUACUCAAAUUUUUAAAUUUUUAAAAAAAUUUUUUGUUUUACAAUUUUUCUUUAAAUAACUUUUUUUUCUAUCGGAUCGGAUUCUAAUUCGAUUUAAAUCUAUUUUGUAAAUGUCAAAAAGAAAAAAAAAACUCGACUAAAUCAAAUUGAUUUGAACUUCCAAGGUAAAAUUUUAAGUAAUAAUUAAUAUUUAUAUUAGACAUUAAAUAAGUGUAUAAAAAAUAGAAUAUUUUUUAAAUAUUUUAAACAUUAGUUAUUAAUAGUUUGGUAUAAGAGUUGCCAAAAUGUCACAAAACUUUAAUCGAAUUUUUAAAAAUUGAAAAUGUUCAAUUCGAGUGAAGACUUCAAAUAUUCGACUUUCAAAUGUUUUGGAAAGUUGAUUUUUAAUUUACACACACGCUUAGCUUAUUUUCAAGCAAAACAAUAUUACGUUCCUUAAUAUAAACAAUUAUAAUAGUGCUUUAUAAAAAGUAUAAAUUAUAAAAUUUACAAAUAUGUAUAUAAAAAUAAUAUAAAUAUAAUUUUUAUUAUCUAAGUUUUUGUCCGGAGAUUUUUAAUUUGAAAAUUUGCAAUUUUUGCAAAUUUCAAUGUAUGUAAUUUAAAUAAUAUACACAGUAUUACAUGAAGAAAGAGCUUUAGAUUAUUUUUUUUUGUGCAUUAAGGAAAGAAAAUCGAAAAGUCUUUAAAGACAUUUAGAAAGGAAAAAUUAUAAAAUUUUUGACAAUUUGAAAUUUAUAAAUUGAAUUCGAAUUUCAUUAUUGAAAAUAAAGUCCUUAUUGCACAAAUAAAAAUAUUUUUUUAAGUUACGUAUGAAAGUGUCUUUUUUUUAUAAAGUCGUCAAAAAAUACCAAAAUGUGAACUUUGCAAAAAAAAAAAAAAAAAAAAACAAUGUCAAAUUUCAAAUACAAUACUAAAGUCUUUUGUUUAUAUUUAAGUUUCAACUGAAAUCACUUUAGAAAAAAUGAAAAAACAUUUUUAAUUGACAAGUCAUAUUUGUGAUAUAUUACCAAUAAAAGAAAAAACUUACAACAGUA
This is a messenger RNA of Leptopilina boulardi, 3269 nucleotides long. RefSeq names its product beta-1,4-mannosyltransferase egh (gene egh). The transcript has 3 exons. Gene Ontology annotation, molecular function: beta-1,4-mannosyltransferase activity. The coding region runs from base 223 to 1587 and encodes 454 amino acids. The record is from RefSeq and is a predicted model, not a curated record. Gene Ontology annotation, cellular component: cytoplasm. NCBI's taxonomy places the organism in Eukaryota, Metazoa, Arthropoda, Insecta, Hymenoptera, Figitidae.